UCACCGAGCGGACUAACGGAACACACCGACAGCUCCGGUAACGGAUUAAUAUCAGGAUUUUUAAGGUCUCGAGGGAAUCCCUGACACCGACCGAGCAACUUUAACCACUUUAUCCUCCUGACACCGUUUGGACGCGGCUUAACUGCGGCUUUUACGCACACAUUUAACCACCACCCGCAACAGUUCACGCAAUGCUUCUGGAGCGCGACGACAGCUUCAUGUCGGAGUUUGAGGACGCGUGCAGCGCCUGGGUGGACAGUGUGGGCUCGAGCCCCAGCGACGGAGCCGAAUCUGACGUGGGAUCACCUUUCUGUCAAGUUUUCUCUCCGGGAACUGACGCCUCUGACUCAGAUUUCUUCUCCGACUUCAGCGACUGCUCCUCGGACACGCUCUCUCCCUCUCUCGGCUACACCGCCAGCUUCUUCACCGAGCCGGAGUCGGUGCCAGCGGCGGCGGCGGCGGGGCUAAGCAGCACCGCGGACGCGAUCCUCAACAUGAUUACAGAGAUCGUUGGGAUCUGCACCGAGAUGGAACAGCAGGGCGACACCGGCUCUCUCCGCGAGUCCAGCCCCUCCUCUGCGGCGCCCUCCCCGGCCACAGCCUCCCUCUCGCCCCCGCUCUUCGCUCCUUCUCCCUGCUUGGCUCCCAGCUCUGACUUGAGCAUCCCUCCCCCGGAGGCAGCCCAGCAGCUGCCCGCCGCCUCGGUUUCACACCCAGUGGUGGUUAAGAGCGAGUUUGCGACCUCCAGCUGCGGCAGCGGGUGUGGACAUUCUUCAAUGACCGGGAAUGAUGCUUUAUACCCGGCCAGCGCAGACUCUCUCCUCCCGCUGUCGGCUCUGGAGCAACAGGUGGAUGUGGCUGAGUUCAUCGACUCUCUGCUGAGCUCCGAGCCCGGGCAGGGCGAGCUGAAGCCCGGCUGUGAGGUGAAGCAGGAGCCGCUUGGGCUGGAGGACUGGCUAAAGAGCUUAGUUGCUGCACCGGUUACCGGGGGAGACUCCGGCAGCUACGUCAUCAGCAGACCGGUCAAGACGGAGCUCGUGCAAAGCGGGAGCAACCUGCACUUCUCCCCCACCCCCCUCCCCUCCACCCUGGACGCUCAUCUCCUCUCCUCCCUACUGCAGGGCGCGUUCCCGAUAGUCAACAUCAGCAGUGGGCACGCGACAGGAACCCCCAAACUGUCACGCGGGGGCAGAAGAGCUCCCGCCAAGAACGGCCUUAAAGCGAAACCCUUCCCGUGCUCCGUGCAGGGGUGCGAGCGCCGCUUCUCGCGCUCGGACGAGCUGAACAGGCACGUGCGCAUCCACACAGGACAGAAACCCUUCCAGUGCACCAUUUGCGCGCGCAGCUUCAGUCGCAGCGACCACCUGACCACGCACACGCGCACACACACCGGGGAAAAGCCCUUCUCAUGCGACGUGUGCGGCAAGCGCUUUGCGCGCAGCGACGAGAGGAAGAGGCACGGGCGCGUGCACGUCAAGCAGCAACUGCGCGCGCAGAUGAUGGCCGCCUACUCCCUGGCUCUGAACGCGCCUGGCGUCUAAACAGCAGCGAUUAGUGGGCCGCUGAGGCUGCUGUGGAGAGAAGUUAUAAAACCAUCAACCGGAAAGCGUCAGAGAGACGUUUCCAUAUGACGUCACACUUAAGGCGAUUUUACCUGAGGCCACGAGGCCGGGAAAAAAAAGGUGUUCAGAGGACUUUAAAGUCCGGACCCCGGCUCCUCUCAUAUCGCAUGUGUGAGACUACGGUGCAUUGGAUUGUGGGAGCUGAUGGAGGGGGACUCGGAGCAUGGAGUUAAAGACUUUGGCUUCCUGACGGUGUUCAGGUGUGACCCCGGACCCGCGGGUGCACCUGACCAUCGGUGCUUGUUGCUUGUGACUCUGAACGUGUCUGAUGACAGUCUGUGGACGGAGCGGAGGAGAGUGUUGCUUGUAAAAUAUUGAUUUCAGACUUUUUAUCUGCAUGAGGACGCAAACAGUGAGCAAACUGUGAAUGUUGACGUCAGAAUGUCGUGAUUCUGUUUUGACUCAAAUAUUUUUAUGUCAACCCGCUUUAUAUUUGACAUCACCGAGUUAUAUGUUUGUACUAUAUCUCUAUUUUUCUAGUGUUUGUCUACCUGCAUAUUUGAAGACGCCAGAUUUCUAUGGCGGAUAAAUGUGUGAUGAUGUCACUUUUCUAUGAAACGAUUGUAAACGGUCCACGAGGACACCGAAUGAACUUUAUUAUAUAAUCUUCAUUCUGACAUUUCAAUGCAGGUCUCACUGCACUGAUGCAUUGUGGGAUACGUGUCCUGGUGUCUGUACUGUAAAACACUCAGUGUGAGCUGAGCUCGGAGUAGCACACAUGGCUGUGCAGGUUAAUGUGCCCUCGUUCUGCAUGGAGGCUGCUGUCAGUAAACAAAUAAACAAACAAACAA
Micropterus salmoides (largemouth bass) is the source of this 2413-nucleotide messenger RNA. Its product is annotated as early growth response protein 4-like. Bases 192 to 1541 code for a protein of 449 amino acids. Gene Ontology annotation, molecular function: RNA polymerase II cis-regulatory region sequence-specific DNA binding; DNA-binding transcription factor activity, RNA polymerase II-specific. NCBI's taxonomy places the organism in Eukaryota, Metazoa, Chordata, Actinopteri, Centrarchiformes, Centrarchidae. The record is from RefSeq and is a predicted model, not a curated record. Gene Ontology annotation, biological process: regulation of transcription by RNA polymerase II. The transcript is spliced from 2 exons.